AUGUCUUUAUCAUGUCUACAAGCGGAUCACUCCUGGGGGCCGACUUUGCCAACACCUUGUCAUGGAGGGUUUGACUUCACCAUCUACUUUGAACAAAUCUGGCUUUCAGCUGUGCCAUCAAUCUUGUUCUUAGUUUCCGGCGGUCCUCGGCUGUGGCAGCUCUGCCAAGCUCCCGUGGUGAUCCACCAAUCGAGGAGUCAACUGGUCAAAUUGGGCACUAUCAGCCUCCUAAUCGUUCUUCAAUUGAUACUGCUCCCCCUCUGGUCUUUGAGGACAUCCCUCCAAUCAUCUGCUUCCAUCCCAGCUGCUGUCUUCUCGUUGGUGGCUGCACUUGGGCUUGCUCUUCUCUCCUUUUAUGAGCACCAGCGAUCUGUCAGGCCGUCCACGUUGCUUAGCAUUUAUCUUGUCUUUUCAGUCCUGUUUGAUGCCGUCCAAGCUCGAUCAUUAUGGCUUCGCAGCACCAACGGUCCGAUCGCAGCUGUAUUCACUGCGGCGUUGGCGGUUAAAUUGAUCAUCACCGUCCUGGAAGGACGAGAGAAACGAGCAAUUUCACCAGUGCCAGGCAUCAAAUUGUCGCCUGAGACCACCAGCAGCAUAUAUAACCGUACAGUUUUCUGGUGGUUGAACCGUCUGCUUCUCGCUGGUUACAAGAGUACCCUGCGCUUGAACGACUUGUAUCCGCUUGAAUCUGAUAUGACCUCAGCAAAGCUAGGCGCUGCCAUAGAAAAUGCCUGGAUGAAAGCCAAGCAAACAAGGCCGUAUGGUCUGCUUUUUACAACUGCAGUCGCACUGAAAUGGGCUUUGCUCUCCCCAGUGGCCCCUCGUAUUGCGCUUAUCGGCUUCAAAUACUGCCAACCACUCUUGCUGGCGAGUGUGGUCAAUUAUGUGCGGCUCCCAGAUCCAGACCGUGACAGAAAUGUCGGCUACGGUCUGAUCGGAGCGACAGCCAUCGUGUACAUUGGAAUUGCAGUGAGCACUGGACUUUACAAUCUCAAAGUAUACCGAUCCACCGUCAUGAUACGCGGCUCGCUUGUAAGCAUCAUCUACCGCAAAACCUUGAGACUACAUCUAAACGAAGCCAAAUCUUCGGCCGCAUUAACUCUGGCGAGUUCGGACGUGGAUCGUAUUGGCCUAACCGUUGAAAGUGGCCAUGAGAUCUGGGCCAGUAGCAUUGAAACCAUAUUAGCCCUGGUGCUGCUGCAACGCCAAUUAGGCUGGGCCAGUAUUGCCCCUGUGUUACUCGCUUUGCCUCAACUCAGUGGCUACCGCCGCAAAUACGCGGAUUGCAAAGUAUGUCCCACGGCGCCAACGGGAAUGGGGCGCAGCGAUCCAGAAGCGUAUAACUCUAACAUCAGCAGUACUCAGAAAUAUGAAAAGCGUCAAGAUGAUGGGCCUGCAGGAGACGAUUGCUCGGACGAUCCAAAGGGCCAGGAUCUACGAGCUGGAUUUGUCGAAGCGCUACAGGAGUUUCUUUGCAUAUUCGCCUCACUUUCAUUGACUCAACUGCUGGCCACUCCUUUACAAAAGGUCUUAUCUUCCAUUCCGUCAUUUGCAGGGUCCCUCGGCUCAUUCGCACGUAUCGAGGCUUAUCUUCGGCUUGACGAUCGUGUCGAUGGCAGAAAUUCCGACUUUGCAAGUAGCCGAGAGAGCGCAAAGGAGUCAAUUAUAGACGAAAACCAGCUUGAAUUGGGGAACUUGCUCACAACAGGGCAAAGCAAAGCUAUCGGUAAACGUGCAAUUUCAGUGCAGGAGGCCGACAUUUCCUACUCCGCGGACUCACAUCCAAUCCUCCACAAACACAACUUUGAGAUUCCAAAAGGCCUCUUAAACGUAGUCGUCGGCCCUGUGGGUUGUGGAAAGACCACACUGCUCAACGCUCUCCUCGGCGAAAUUACGAUCUCCAGUGGCAAAGUGAUGGUGGAUCAUUCUCCAAUUGCCUAUUGCCAGCAAACCCCCUGGCUCAUUAACGCCUCUGUCAAAGAGAACAUCCUCAAUCACUCUCCGUACGACCAAACUUGGUACAAGAGGGUGACUUGGUCCUGCGGACUGGACGAAGACAUAGAACAACUGCCUGAUGGAGAUGCUACUCUUGUUGGAAGCCGGGGAACCAGUCUAAGCGGUGGACAGAAGCAGCGGCUGGCCCUUGCCCGGGCAGUCUACGCUCGAGCACCAUUAGUCAUCCUGGACGAUACCUUGAGUGCUCUCGAUGCCCGAACUGAGAAACUGGUUUUUGAUCGUCUGCUGUCGAAAACAGGACUCUUCCAGCAGCUGGAAUUGACGGUUAUGCUGGUCACUCACUCAGUGCAACAUCUUCGAUCUGCGGACAAUAUCAUUGUACUGGAUUCAAAAGGACGUAUGGAACAACAUGGCUCAUUCACAGAGCUUAGCGGGCGAGAGGGACCCGUUCGACGCCUGCUAGCUGAUUGUCCUCCAGACAAGAACAGUGCAGAAACAAACAGCUUGGAACCAUCUUCUGGUUCAGUUUCUUUAAGCCGAACUGGAGGAGCAAAUGUGUCAUUGCCGCGUGCUGCUGCUACGCCGGGCGUAAAAAGGAAGCCUACAUCGGAUUCAGCUGUCUUGAUGUAUUACUUGAAGUCCAUUGGAUGGUACCGUGCGUCGAUAUUUCUCCUUACAAGCCUGGCGUAUGUGUUCUGCACCAGCUUCACCCAAAUAUGGGUCCAGUGGUGGACGGAAUCCAAGAAUCGCGGUGAUGGGUCCUUCCUAGGGGUCUAUUUUGCUCUGGCGGUUGGAGCCGUCGUGAACUAUAGUUCGUCCAUCUGGUGCAUGAUGAUCUCUAUCGUGCCCAUUUCAGCAGCGAAACUGCAUUGGCAGCUUCUUGAUUCCGUUAUUCAUGCGCCCAUGUCAUUCUUCUCAACUGUAGACUCGGGGAUCACCCUCAACCGAUUUAGUCAGGACAUGUCGCUGAUCAACAGUCGCCUCCCUGUAUCUACAAUGCAGGCAACACCGAUGGCUUUCCAAGCGUUAGCACAGAUCGCCCUUAUAGCCGUUGGGUCUACCUACUUGGCUAUUGCUAUUCCCUUGUGCCUCGGUGCAACAUGGGCACUACAGCGAUUCUACCUUCGGACGUCGAGACAGCUGCGCUUACUGGACCUGGAAUUAAAAUCUCCCUUGUUCUCAAGCAUCUCCGAGACCCUCGAAGGUCUCCCGACGAUCCGCGCCUUCGGCUGGCAGGAGAAAUUCGAACGACGUAAUCAGGAACGGCUGGACGCCUCGCAGCGUCCAGUCUACCUCCUCUACUGCAUCCAGCGCUGGCUGAAUUUUGUCCUUGAUCUCAUAGUCGCAGCGCUGGCAAUUCUGCUGGUGAGUCUGGCGACUCAGUUGCCGAGCAGCACAAGCGGGGGCCGUCUGGGUGUUGCAAUGCUCAGCAUCCUCGGCUUCAGCCAGAGUUUGUCCCAGUUUAUAUUCUUCUACACAGACUUGGAGACGUCGUUGCAAGCGGUUUCUCGGGUUAAGGAGUUUGUGGAAACGACCGUGUCGGAAGAGGCGGGCCCUGGGUCUCUGACUGCGCCCCCAGAACACUGGCCUGUUCGCGGCGCGGUGGAGUUUCAAAAUAUCACCGCUUCAUAUUCUAGUGACAUGGACAGCCCUGUUCUCAAUGGUAUCUCGCUAGUCAUCCAGACUGGACAAAAAGUUGGAAUAUGUGGCCGGACAGGCAGUGGGAAGUCCUCUUUGCUUUCUGCUUUGUUCUGCAUGAUUGAACUCCAGAGUGGCAGUAUCACUGUUGAUGGGAUUGACCUCAACAACAUAUCUCGGCAGGAGGUGCGCUCACGGUUAAUUGCGAUCCCGCAGGAUCCAUUCCUGGUCCCCGGGACAGUCCGUUUCAAUGCGUCGCCGGACGAAACAGUCGCUGACAACCAGAUCACCGAAGCCCUCGAGAAAGUCGGGCUGUGGGAGCACGUUCAGAAACGCGGUGGCCUUGAUACCGAUAUUGGCAUUCUGUCUCUGUCGCAUGGCCAGCAGCAACUGUUCUGCCUUGCGAGGGCAAUUCUGAGGCCCGGCACUAUUCUCGUACUGGACGAGGCGACUAGUAAUGUUGACUGGGGAACAGAUGAGGUCAUGCAACGGGUUAUUCGGGAGGAGUUUGCGAAUAAGACAGUUAUCACCGUCGCGCAUCGUUUGAGAACUAUUCUGGAUAGUGAUUUGGUGGUAGUGCUUGGUGAGGGAUGUAUUCUGGAGGUAGGCCAUCCGGGGGAACUGCUUGCGACUCCAGGCCAAUUUCGAGAAUUGUGUAGUACCCAAGGCAUCACCAUUGACAGCUUCUGA
This is a messenger RNA of Aspergillus udagawae, 4284 nucleotides long. RefSeq lists its product as uncharacterized. The transcript is spliced from 6 exons. Gene Ontology annotation, biological process: transmembrane transport. Bases 1 to 4284 code for a protein of 1427 amino acids. Lineage: Eukaryota; Fungi; Ascomycota; Eurotiomycetes; Eurotiales; Aspergillaceae. Gene Ontology annotation, cellular component: membrane. Gene Ontology annotation, molecular function: ATP binding; ATP hydrolysis activity; ABC-type transporter activity. The record is from RefSeq and is a predicted model, not a curated record.